AUGGCGCACUUCCAGCACACGUGCAACGCGUGUUUGAAGCCCAUCUGCGAGGGCGACGUGUACAUCACGAGAUGCGGUCACCGGUUCUGUGAGCGCCCGCGCGACCGCGACCUCCUCGCUUCCUCCCCCUCUUCUCUUCUCGCGCCACUUCCUUCGUCGAGAGCACGCGCGCGAAGACUGACGACGAGCGCCCCGCCCGCCGUUUGCACGCAGGCUACGACGACGCGAGAAGGCUGUGUGAGACGGGCGAGUGCGCGACGUGCCGCUCGCAGGUCUACGGGGAGAAGGAUAUCCAGGUGCGGCGCCUGCUCCGACCGCCCGAGACCCAGCUGUGCAUUUUUUGACCGCCCUUUCAACCGUCAGGCGUUCGCCGUUCGGCCCGGCGAAGAGGUCAGCGAGGCCCUCCGCGGGUUCGACCCGGGCACGAUCAUGACCGCUGCGUUUAACGGCAUCAACUGGUGGUGCGAGCAGGCGGCGCUCGUCCAGGAGAUGUCGUCGAGGAGGGUACAAGAAGAGGGGCGCGCGCACGCAGAGGGGUACAAGUCCAAGCUCCUCGAGGUGCACUCCGCGUACAAGCGAGCCAAGGCCAAGGCGGAGGCGCUCUGGCAGCAGAUGCAGCAGCUCGAGCUCGACAAGAAGGAGCUCCAGAGCAAGUACGAGCAGAAGAGCGGGGAGAAACGCCGCAUCGAAGCAUCCUACCGCGAGCUCCAGAGCCGCGGCGGAGUGGCGGGAGGUGGAGGAGGAGGAGGGGGAGGCGGCCACCCGCGCGCCCCUCCUUCGAUGCCCCCGCCCUCCCGCCACGCCUACCAGCACAUGAGCAGCCCGCCUGUGCACCUCGGCAGCCCGCCCUUGGACCGCAACAUCUCCCGCCCCGCGUCCCGGCCGUCCAUGGCCAACUUCGGCGGCGGCAACCGCCCCCUGCUCUCGGGCUUCCCCGCGGGAGCUGCGCAGACCCGACCCAUCUCCCCCUACUCGGGCGACCUGAUGAGCCCGCCGCAGGACUACCUGGACGACAGGCGCGAGUGGCGCAGGGGCGGGAACCGCGGCGCACCCAGGGCUUCGAGAGGGGGGUACCGCCCGCCGCACUCGCCCACCCGCUCGCACCACACGUUUUCCAUCGGGAACUGA
This is a messenger RNA of Micromonas commoda, 1128 nucleotides long. RefSeq lists its product with no specific name. The record is from RefSeq and is a predicted model, not a curated record. The transcript has a single exon. The coding region runs from base 1 to 1128 and encodes 375 amino acids. NCBI's taxonomy places the organism in Eukaryota, Viridiplantae, Chlorophyta, Mamiellophyceae, Mamiellales, Mamiellaceae.